AUGUAUCUCAAAUACAUCGAGUUAUCAUCUGAGAAUCUCGAGUUUUAUAUCUGGUUCAAGAACUAUGAAGAGUCCUACCACAAAGGGUUCGCUGCCCGUUACCACAAGGACUCUCAUGAUCUGGUCAAGACAGCAUCGGAAAGCGGAAGCGUAUCAUCGUCUGUGUUCAAGAAGAGCCAUUAUCAACCCAGCGAUGGCGAGGGAGACGGGGACUUGGAGCCGGCCACAACAGCGGGAGAAACCCUCCAUCGUAUCUCGAUGCUAAUCACCGCUUCUGCCCCAUGCACCAGCAGCGUCGCCCACCCAUCCUACCGCCCACGUGGUCCCUGUGCCCCAUCAUCCAACGCCAUAUUCCCGACAGCAACCUUCUUCAACAACUUUAACAACAGCCAAACCGCCGUCCUCGCGAGCGACCCGACCCCCGACCCCGCCGACCCGGCCAACAAGUCCACCACCCUCGGCCUUCUCGCCCCUCAACCCGGUCCCAUCCCGCCUUCCGAAAUCCAAACCAUCAUCACUCUCUUUCUCCUGCCAUCGUCGUCAAAAGAACUCAACAUACCCAUGUCCCUCCGUCGCUCCGCGCUCGACGGAUUGGCUGCUACUCCCCAGGGCACGCUACCGGACCCGAACAUCCUCAGACCGAUCGCCGAUCACGUCUACUAUUUGCUACGCUCGUGUUCGCACCGCAAUUUUGUCAGGUUGGGGAGGUGCAAGGAGCAGGUGGGAGAGUUUCGACGGGUUUGGGUUCUGGAUGGUGGGGAUGAGUUUGGUGUUAUGCGGGCUGAGGGGCAGUUGUUUCUUUCUGUUGCUGUUCUCAAGGAGGCAGAGGUUGCCGUGGGAGAGAUUGAAUGA
Molecule: messenger RNA, 852 nt
Organism: Neurospora tetrasperma FGSC 2508
Lineage: Eukaryota; Fungi; Ascomycota; Sordariomycetes; Sordariales; Sordariaceae
Exons: 3
Coding region: 1-852 (283 amino acids)
Source: RefSeq, a predicted model, not a curated record